AUGGAGUUGGAUCUCGUGACCGUGCUGAGAUUCAUCUGGACCGCGGGGAUGCUCCCCAUUGUCGUGGCUUCUCUCCCCUUAUCUUGCCUCCACGGCUUCCACGGAUUAGUGUUGGAAAUAGCCAAGAGGGGGAAGACGACUCCCUCUUUCCCUCCGGUUAGUGCGCGUCAUUUCCCCGAGCACAGUCGCUCGUAAUCAAGAAUCAAUAUCCGUGAAAGUCAGUCCGCUCUCAUCAGUUUAUUUUUCACUGUCAUAAUCUUCGAUUUUUUCUUUCUAUUGGAUUGCAGAGCUUCACUGUUCCCCACAGCUACUUCUCACAUUUCUAUAUCCUCGGAGUGUGCUGGACAACGUGCCUGCUGUUCUCCACGUGGUUUUAUGUACGCACGAAAACAGAGAUGGAUGCUGAUGUCGAUUCUACAGGCCAGCUAUGGAAAACUGUCUUUGUUCUAAUAUUGAUGGAAGCACAGGUCAUCAGACGCCUGUAUGAGUCAUUCUUUGUGUUUAAAUACGAUUCAUCUGCUCGAAUGCACGUUCUUGGCUACUUGACUGGCUUAGUGUAAGUUUCACACUCGCUUCAUUGUUGUUUUCCAUGAUAGAAUCGUAUUCAAACCACUUAAUAAUAAUAAAUUGACAUUGAUCAUGGUAAUUUUUUUGCGAAGAACUAGUGCUCACUCAUCAUGAUUUAUUUGUAUUAUCUGUUUGAAAGGUGUUGAAUGAACUUGUUUCACUUUUGACGGAGAAGAUUGAAUUGAAUCACACAAGGCAUAGUGAUGUACUCAAUCAUCCACUUCUAAUGUUAUUUCGUGAGUAAUCCUCUGCUUGAGGAAUAAAUCCGUUUUCAGUGAUUCUCGAUGAAAACUGGAUCUCCUGUUAAUCCGUGUAGAAACCUACAAGUUCAGUCAUUAAUCUCGGUGACAUCUUCUCAUAUAGAUCAAGUUUGUGGUGCUGAUUACAAAAUCAUUCAUUAAUUAAAGUGGAAAAGACGGGAAAUAGUUGAACUAGCAACUCAUUUAUCUUAUUGUACAUACGUGUGACCAUUGGGAUGAAAAACCCUACUUUAUUUGUUGUAUGUUAUGUAUCUUUAUCUACAUAUGUAUAUUUAUAAACCUUUUGUGGAUUAGUUUCUAUGUUGCAGAACCAGUUUCACUUUGCUGCUCCUUUGCUCUAGAGGCGCUUACCUACACUGGUACCCAAAUCAGUGAAUAUGCGGUCAAAGGUUGGCAAGGAAUCCCGGAGGCCGAAUUUGACCUCUGGGACUAUAUGAUGCCUCUUACGAACGUGGGAUGGCUCCAAUGGAUUGGUGCAGUGAUAUUUUUCUGGGGUUGGAUCCAUCAGUUCCACUGUCACAAAAUUCUGGUUAGUUUAUUCCCAUGUUGUAGCCUCUAAUUUUCAUCAGUGCUUCUCUUUGGGGGGACAUUUAAUGUUAUCAUUUCAAAAAUGAGAAUCAUCUCAUUUUAAUCAUGCUUCAAAAUAAGGUGGCCUCAUAGUUCUCAAAAUUCAUUCAUCGGGAGAGGAAUUCUUCACUAGCUUAGGAUUUGUUGUCUUCGAUGAACUUAUUUAUUGAUCUUAGCGUGAUCUACUUGUUACUAUUUUGCUAUGGGAAGAUCAACUCAUCUUGAGCGUCUCCCCACUCUCCCCCUUAAAAUCAUAUGAUAAUUAUUUCGAUGUAUUGCCAGAUUUUAUCGGAAAUAAAAGCUGUGCUAGUGGAAGACAUAAACAAGUUGAAAUUAUUCAGCGAACAAGAAUGUGUCCUAUGAAUGAAUUGGUACAAAAAAAUGAAAUUAAGCAUGACAAGCGACUCAAUUUCUGCAGAUCGAUCACCCUGUCUUUGUAUUAAUCUCUGUUGUUUUUCAAAAAACUCCUUUGAUGAAUAGAGAAGUUCAGUAGGACAUGAUUGAUGAAAGUAGAUCCCUCCACUGGUUGAUUAGUUUUUUUCUGAUUAAUUAAGUUGACUAUUAUGAAAUACCCAUGGGAAUAUGUGACACCUGGACUGAACUUUUUUUUUUUUCGUACACACUUAAGGCGCUAAAAGGAUUUAGCUAUUCGAAUUCCACAGGGAUCAUUGCGCAAACAGAGGAGAGCAGAUGAAUACCUCAUCCCUCAUGGUGAUUGGUUUGAAGUCGCCUCCUGUGGGCAUUACCUUGCCGAAAUUGUAAGUAAUUAUCGUUUAUUGAAUUGUUUUCUAGAAAAAGAAAAAAAAAAGAAUUCAUGUCUUUCUAUGGGUAUCAAUAGGUUAGAACCAAUUGUUACCACUAGAAAACAGGCACCCGGCCUAGGUCCUUCAUAGCCUAGGCCCACUCAUGCUUCAUCCCAAUUCAGGCAAAAACAAAAAAAAAAAAAAAAAAAAACAGUAGAUAUCCAUCUCUAAUAAUUUCAUUCCAAUGCUCAGGUUAUGUAUCUUGGGAUUGUACUGGCUAGCGGUGUCACAGAUCUCACCCUGUGGCUCUUACUGGCCUUCGUGGUACGUGUUGCCUUCUGCGCCCUUGGAUUGCCUUCUCUUUGCAAAGUUCUAGUUCAUCAUUAAAGCUCUUCCCGGCUUCCCUGCAGGUGGCGAACCUUGUCUUUGCUGCAGCUGAGACCCAUCAAUGGUACCUUCAAAAGUUUGACAACUACCCGCGUACCAGGCGCGUGAUCAUUCCACUGCUUUAUUAG
Messenger RNA from Spirodela intermedia, 2652 nucleotides. Lineage: Eukaryota; Viridiplantae; Streptophyta; Magnoliopsida; Alismatales; Araceae. The record is from the annotation of a GenBank genome assembly.